This is a messenger RNA of Nycticebus coucang (slow loris), 9245 nucleotides long. RefSeq names its product G protein-coupled receptor 179 (gene GPR179). Gene Ontology annotation, cellular component: membrane. Bases 241 to 7236 code for a protein of 2331 amino acids. NCBI's taxonomy places the organism in Eukaryota, Metazoa, Chordata, Mammalia, Primates, Lorisidae. The record is from RefSeq and is a predicted model, not a curated record. The transcript has 11 exons. Gene Ontology annotation, molecular function: G protein-coupled receptor activity. Gene Ontology annotation, biological process: G protein-coupled receptor signaling pathway.
AGGAGGGAGCAGGGCCCUCAUACCUACAUCCAGAAGCCAGCUGAUGAUGUUAGAGAGAGAGAAAACAGGAGAGCCAUUGCCAGUGUGAGAGAGAGAGAGGGAAAGACGAAGAGGGAAAACCAGGAUAGGAGGGGUGGAGGCAGGCAGCCCCCAGACCGCAGCCAACCUCUGCCCAGGCUCUCCUGAGCCACCAAAUCCUCAGGCAGCCCGGACCCCAGGGUCCUCAAAACUGCCCUGAAGAUGGGCACCAGGGCAAGGGUCAUACCCCCUUUGGUGAGGGGGCUGCUGGGCUGUUUACUCUGUGGCUGGGCUCUGGGGGGUCCACGGCCUCUUCGCUCUCUGCCCCCACUGUCUUCUAAAGUCAAGGCAGAAUCUGUGCUCAUCAGGGUGCCCCCAGAUGGGGCUGAGGCAGCCCAGGCUUUUCUCUACUCGGGAGAUGCCCAGCAGCUGUUGGGGGCUAAUUGUAGUGAGCGGUAUGAAGUGCACGGGGCAGGAGUCAGACCUGGCCUCCCUCCAGUUCUGCAGGGGGCGGCGGGCACCCUUGCCCAGGCUGCCAAUUUUCUCAACAUGCUGCUGCAAGCCAACGACAUCCGCGAGUCCAGUGUGGAGGAGGAUGUGGAGUGGUACCAGGCACUGGUUCGCAGUGUGGCCGAGGGGGACUCACGGGCAUACCGGGCCUUGCUGACCUUUAACCCUCCACCUGGGGCCAGCUACCUCCAGCUGGCCCUGCAGGCCACCCGGAUAGGGGAGGAGAUCAUCCUUCAGGACUUGUCUGGGAACAGAGUGCAGGAGGAGAGCCUAGCUGGGGACCUGGACAUCCCUGCCCUGCAGAAGCGGGUGCUGACCAAUGACCUACGGAGUCUUGGCAGCCCCAAGUGGCCACGAGCAGAUGGAUAUGUGGGGGACAUGCAGCAGGUGAGGCUGUCUCCUCCCUUCCUUGAGUGCCAGGAGGGCCGGCUCCGUCCUGGCUGGCUGAUCACACUCUCAGCCACCUUCUAUGGACUCAAGCCAGACCUCAGCCCAGAGGUCAGGGGCAAGGUGCAGAUGGACGUAGAUCUCCAGAGUGUGGACAUCAAUCAGUGUGCAAGCGGCCCAGGCUGGUAUUCUAACACACACCUGUGUGAUCUCAACAGCACCCAGUGUGUCCCACUAGAGAGUCAGGGCUUUGUUCUUGGCCAAUAUCUCUGCCGCUGCCGACCUGGAUUCUACGGGGCGAGCUACCCUGGGGGGUUAAAGGAGAGUGCCACCCAGACUACCGGGCAAUUUGGGUCCCUACAAGGCAGCUCUGGGAGGCUGCUGCAGUGCCAGCCAUGUCCCGAGGGUUGCACCAGCUGCAUGGACGCCACACCGUGCCUGGUGGAGGAGGCCCUGGCACUGCGAGCGGCAGUGCUGGCCUGCCAGGCCUGCUGCAUGCUGGCCGUCUUCCUGAGCAUGCUGGUCUUCUACCGCUGCCACCGGAGCAAGAGGAUCUGGGCAUCUGGAAUUGUCCUGCUGGAAACCAUCCUUUUUGGAUCCCUGCUCCUCUACUUUCCUGUCUUCAUCCUGUACUUCAAGCCCAGUGUAUUCCGCUGCAUUGCUCUUCGCUGGGUCCGGCUGCUGGGUUUUGCCAUCGUCUACGGGACCAUUACACUCAAGCUUUAUAGAGUGCUGCAGCUAUUUCUAUCUCGGAUGGCCCAGCGGGGUCCCCAUCUGAGCAGCGGGCAGCUGCUGCAGCGCCUGGGACUGCUCCUGCUGCUUGUGCUGGGCUUCCUGGCCAUAUGGACAGUGGGCAUCCUGGAGCAAGGCAUCCAGCAUACACCUCUAGUGAUCCAAGGCCACACUCCCACUGGCCGCCACUUCUACCUCUGUCACCAUGACCGCUGGGACUACAUCAUGGUUGGGGCUGAGAUGCUGCUCCUGUGCUGGGGCAGCUUCCUCUGCUAUGCCACCCGGGCUGUGCUCUCAGCCUUCCAUGAACCACGCUACAUGGGCAUCGCCCUGCACAAUGAGCUGCUGCUCUCUGCUGCCUUCCACACAGCCAGGUUUGUGCUGGUCCCCUCCCUGCACCCGGACUGGACCCUUCUCCUCUUCUUCUUCCACACCCAUGGCACAGUCACUGUCACACUCGCUCUGAUCUUCAUCCCUAAGUUCUGGAAGCUGGGGGCUCCACCCCGGGAGGAGAUAGUGGACGAGGCGUAUGAGGAAGAACUGGACCUGCAGCGCUCAGGCUCCUACCUCGACAGCAGUAUUGCCUCAGCCUGGAGCGAGCGCAGCCUGGACCCAGGAGACAUUCGGGAUGAACUAAAGAAGCUCUAUGCCCAGCUUGAGGUCCACAAGACCAAGGAAAUGGCUGCAAACAACCCUCACUUGCCCAAGAAGCGAGGCAGCUCCCGCCAGGGGCUGGGCCGCUCCUUUAUGAGGUACCUGGCUGAGUUCCCCGAGGCCCUGGCCCGGCAGCACUCCCGGGACUCAGGCUCCCCAAGUCGCAGCAGUUUGCCUGGCUCCUCCCGAAGACGGCUCCUCAGCUCCAGCCUACAGGAGCCGGAGGGGCCACCAGCUCUGCGCCAGUCCCACAGCACCUAUGACCAGCACAGGGAGCAGGACCUGCCUCUCGUCGACUCCCUGCUAAGGAGGAAGCUGGCCAAGAAGGUCUCACGGGCAGAGAGUCGGGACUCAGUGGAGGUGCCUCCGGCCCUGGGCUUCAGGUCGGCCAGCGCCCACAACCUGACUGUGGGGGAGAGGCUCCCCAGAGCCCGGCCGGCCUCCCUGCAGAAGUCACUUAGCGUGGCUGGCUCCAGGGAAAAGGCCCUGCUGGUGGCCAGCCAGGCCUACUUGGAGGAGACCUACCGGCAGGCAAAGGAACGAGAGGAGCGAAAGAAGGCCGAGGCGGCCAUGGUGAGCCCAGUGCGGAGGCCAUCAGCCAGAAGGAUGCCACAGGCUCGAGGGGCCCCCCUGUCAGCCCCUCCUUCCCCUGCCAAGAGCAGCAGCAUAGACAGCUCUCACAACUCAGGGAAGCUUCACGAGGAUGCUGGGAGAAGGCUGCCCCAUCCACCCAUCAGGCACCAGGUCUCCACACCCAUCUUGGCCCUUUCUGGGGUCUGCCUAGGAGAGCCUAGGAUGCUGUCUCCCACCUCCACCUUGGCUCCAGCUCUGAUGCCAGCUCUAGCCCCAAACCCAACCCCUGCCCUGGUACCAGUCCCAGUAGCCCCCCCAACCCCCAGUUUACUCACCUUUAUCUGCCCCUGGGAGAAUGCAGAACUGCCAGUCAAGAAAGAAAAUGUAGCCCAGGAAGGCUCCUCAGGACCAGAGCGUGGCAGCCACUCUCCCGCCCCACCUGGAGCCAGGUUCUGGAGAGCCCUCUCUGUUGCAGUAGAAAAAAAGGGGCCUGGGGAGAAUGAGGUGGACACAGAGGACAGGAAUCUCCAGGGAGAAGCUGAUGAUGUAGAUGAGGACAGGCCCAAGAUCUCCAAAUCCCACAGCCUCAAGACCCCUGUGCAGCAGGGUUCUAUGCACAGCCUGGGACUGGCCAUCAAAGCUCUGACCCGCUCUCGGAGCACGUACAAAGAGAAGGAGGGUGGGGAGGAGAGUCCUGAGGGGGAGAAGGACAGAGCUGCAGCAGAGAGUGUGGAGACAGCCUUUAGGUCUCCCAGGCUAGGUCGGCCCAAGUUGGUGAGUAAGCAGGCUGCCCUUGCCCCCUGCGAUGAUGAGGAGUCCCUCCAGAAUCAACAGAAUGCUCACACCAGCAGAAUGCUCCGGGUCUGUCAACAGGAGGGCAGCAGGGAACAAGAAGAUAGAGGCAAGAGGGCAUCCCAAGGUCUAGGGGAGUGGAAAGUUGAGAAAGCAGGUAAAACAGGGCCUGCCACACUGAAGCAAAUUUUUAGGGAUAAAAAUGCUGAGCAAACCAAAGAAGCCACCAUGGGGUGGCGGCAACCCCCCAAAGCUGGCCCCUGGUCCCUGGGCAGUACUGACCACAGGAUGGUAGAUAUAUGCCCCUGGGAAGUCACUGAGUCAGAAACAUGUCACCCUGACAGCAGCAACAAGGCUGAAAUCUGCCCCUGGGAGGUGAGUGAAGGAGCCCCUGAGAGGAGGGCAUUAAGACAAACUCUAGAUGACUUCCAAGAAGAGAGGGAGAAAGCCCUAGAAAAAUCAGAGCCCAAAGAUGUUGUUGUGAUUGCCCAGAAAAAGCCAGAGAGGCUGGUCAGGGGGCCGGAAGCAGUGUGUCCCUGGGAGAGCACUGAGCCUGGAGGUCUGUCCCCUCAGUCAUCCCCUCAGGACUCUGACAGAAUCAAGGGCAGAUCUGAGGCAGCCAGCAGUGAGGAGGCUAGGAAGGUGGAGAAGUCUGACAUGGCCAUGGCAGAGGUAUGUCCCUGGGAGGCAAGUGAAGGAGAGGAUGGGAAGCCAGCCCAGGAGGUGGUGAAGGAGCUCCCUCAGGAAAAACAGAAAACCUCUAAGAAACCAAUCCUUUGGAAGGAACAAAAACUGGGUGGAGACCUGGAGUCUCUUUGUCCAUGGGAGAGUACAGAUUUUCGGGGCCCCUCAGCAGUCUCAAUUCAGGCCCCAGGAAGCCCACAGUGCUCAGGGAGUUUGGGCGGCAGCACAGCUGAGGUAUGUCCACAAGAGGCAGGAGAAGCGCCUACUACCCAGAAAGCAGAGAUCUGCCCCUGGGAGCUGGAUGAUGAGGUAAUGGGGAAGGAAAUAUUAAGUCAGGGGACAGGCAGGGAAUCUCUUCAAGAAAAGGAAAAAUUCUCUGGAAAAGGAAGCUUAGAGGAGAUGAGAGAACAAACCAUGAAGGCAGGGCAGAAUUUAAGUCAAUGGCAGGAGACAGUGUGUCCCUGGGAGAGCACAGCCCCUGAGCACUCCAGCCUAUGUCUAGACAAUUCCUCAUCCAAAGCUGGCAGUCAACUCCUAAGCAAUGGAGAAAACAGAGCAACACAGGUAGGUCCAUGGAAAGAUCUCAAGCCAGAGGUACAGGACAAAACAAAAAUGUGUCCUUGGGAGGUGAAUGAAACAACAAAGAUGGACUGGACAUCAGGACAGGAACCAAAAGGAGGUGAAUCUCAAAAGGACAAGGAGAAAAUGCCUGGAAAAUCAGGAACUGAUGUCACAGCUUGGGAAAAGCCUGAGGGGCAAAUCCAAAAGCAGGAAGCAGUCUGUCCCUGGGAAAGUAUAGACCCUGGCAGCUUCCCACCACAACCAGGUCUUCAAAACAUAGAGAGACACCCUGCCACUUCUUUCCAGAUGUCAGGCAGCGUGGGGAGCAAAGCUGCUGAGAUCUGUCCAUGGGAUGUGGAGGAACCCCCAAUUGCUGAGAAGGCAAAGAUCUGUCCCUGGGAGGUGGAUACCAGAGCUGGGGAGGAAAGGGAUCUGGGGGUUGAGGCCAUUAGGAAGUCUCCAAACCAUAAACAAAAGACUCCUGCAGCUUCUGGACCUAAGGAGACAGCUGUUACCACUCCAAAGAAGUCAGGGAGGCCAGCCCCAGAGCGGGACGUGGCCUGUCCCCAGGAGAGCUUGCGUCCAGGGGACUCCCCUCAGGUUUCAGACACUCUGGAUGCAGACAGUGUAAGAGCUGGGUACCAGGAAAAGGACCAGGUAGGGAACAGGCCAGCUGAAGUGUGUCCCUGGGAAUUACAAGAAUCUCCUACCAGUGAAAAAGCCAAGAUCUGUCCCUGGGAGGUGAAUGAAGGAGCUCCUGAGAAGGGACUAGAACAAGACAUGGAGAGUGGAUCAGCAGGGCAGAGGGACAAAACUCCAGGAAAGGUGAGACUGCCCUCCAUGGGAGAAGACAUGUCAAAAUGGGUGGUGAAACUGAGUCCAGAACAAGAAGCUAUUUGUCCUUGGGAGAACAAGGACUUGAGGGAAUCCUCUGCUCAGGCCCCCAAGGCCUUAGACUCAUCCAGCAGCGUGAGUAGCAAACUGGCAGAGGUGCAUUCCUUGGAAGCAAGAGAGAAGGGGGACCUGAGACAAGUCCCAAAGACAGACUCCCUCCCAGAACACAUGACUCAAGAAAAAAUUCCAGCUUCAAAAGCUGGAUUCAGUACUGAAAAUGGAGAAAAAACAAGGAACAAGCUACAAUCCAUCUGUCCAUGGGAGAGCAUGGCCUCAGCAGGUUCUUUCACCCACCCUGACCAGCCUACGACCAACUCCCAGAGACUGGUCAGUGUUGGAAGCACAGUUGCUGAGGUGUGCCCGUGGGAUGCUCCUGACCCAGAAGUCUAUAGCCCUAACAACAGUGCCAAGGACGAGAUCUGUCCCUGGGAAGUGACUGAAAGAAUCCCUGUAAAAGAGGUAUCAAGACAGGACAGAAAAGAGGACUCUCAAGAAGAGAAGGACAGAGCCCCAGAAAAAACAGAGCCCAUGGGUGUACCAGUUCAGAAAAAGCCAGAAAUGGCAGACUCAGAGAAGCAUGAGGCUGUGUGUCCCUGGGAGAGUGAAGAUAGUGGGGGUCUAUCUUCUGACAGAAGUAAAGGCAGUUCUGAGGCGGCAGGCAGCAUGGAAGCCAGGGUAGCAGAAGUGUGUCCAUGGGAAGUGGAAGAGGCUCCCUCUGCCAAGAAAGCAGAGAUCUGCCCUUGGGAGGGGAAUAAAGGAAGAGCAGAGGAGCAGUCGCUGGAACAGGAGAUGGGCAGAAAUGCACAAAGACAAGGAGAGUUGUUCCCUCAGAAGGCGGGGGAUGGAGGGACUAAAGAACACUUUUCAAAAGUACCAGCAAAAUGCAGCAGUGAGCAGGAUACAGUCUGCCCUUGGGAAGGCUCAGACUUGGGGGGGUCCAUCCCCCAGGAAGCAAGCAGUAUGGGGAGCAGGAUAGCAGAGCUUUGUCGAUGGGAAGUCACUGAUCCAGAAGGAAAUAAAAUAAAGGGCACUAUGGCAGACAUCUUUCCUGGGGAGGAACCUGGAGCCCCAUCUGGGGAACCUGGGCUCCUGGCUUUAACAGCAACUCGGACGGAAAUUUUCCCCACAUCCCCUGAGAAACCACUAUGCCUUUCAGUCCAUGGACCUCUGGAUCAUCACUUCCUUCCAGAAAGCAAAAGCCCCCACCCUAAUGCAAGCAAGCCAGCCAGUACUUUCACUCUAGAAGGUGUCAAAGAACUACAAGGACCCUCAGGGCUUGAGCCAUUGUCCAGCUUAGCCCCAGAGCCAAGUCUCCAAGAAGCUGAGACUCAGAAAUCUUCCUCCUUAACUGAAGACCAAGGACAAGUGGCUUUUGAAGCUCAAAAUGAAGAACUCAUCCCUCCAACUAUCUAUCCUUGGGACUGGGAGUAAACAGAUCUGUCAGGUGAGGUUAAACACAGCUUUCAGGAACCAAGGUCCCUUCCAAGUCCAAGUGUUCCCAAAAAGCUAAAUCAAAGACAAUUUGGCCACUUCUCCUUCUUGAGAAGGCCAGAAUUCAACUUGUUCUAAAAACAAAUUGCGUAAGAAGGGUGCAGCUCAGACCCCAAUGGGAAAGGCCUACCCUCUCUUUACUUUUACCUUUCUUCCUACUCAAGGAAACAAAAGCUAGACCCCUGCUUCUAAAGACUCCUCCUGUCCAUCUAAAGCACUCACCACAAGCCACCUGAGUCUGGACACUCACUUGCAAAGCCAAUGUGAGGGAUGAAAGGAAGUCAGCCAAGAUGGUCCUGCAUUGUCUCUCAGGGAGACCCAACACUUCCCUGAAGUCUACAGAGGUCCAUUUUUUGAAAAGAAACUAAACUUCAUUUGCAACAUAGGGACUGCGGACCAUAGAAUGCUAUAAAAGUCACCAUAAGAAGCUAAAGAAGCUAUUUAACUCAAACUGAAAAAUAAAUUGGAGAAAAACUAAAUGACUCAAAAUAGGUGCCUGAAAUGCCUUAAGGACCUUGUCAUUUUUUUUUUUUUAUAAAGUUGUAUCUUCUUUUUUGUUGUUGUUGUUGCAGUUUGGCCAGGGCUGGGUUUGAACUAGCCACCCUCAGCAUAUGGGGCCGGUGCCCUACUCACUGAGCCACAGGCGCCACCCAAGGACCUUGUCAUUUUCACUUCGAAUCUCCCAUUUCUACUUUAUUGCUUCUUAUACCUGCCCUACCUGACUGCUGAAGUAGAAACAAUCAGGCGCUCUGACAUCCAUGUCAACAUCUGCAAUCCAAAGCAACAUCAGAGACACAGAAGGAAAAGCAAUUUCUUCAGUUCCUCCCUACACUGGUCAAGGGCACUCCCCCUUCCAGACAUCUUCAGUAUGCUUCUUGCUAAUCUUUUAGGGGAUCACCCCCUCUUUCUGCCCUAGCUCUUGCCAGCCUCUAGCACUCAUCUUCGUGGCUUAUUCUCCUCCCCGUAACCUUUCACACUAUGGUCAACAGGACCCCUCUCUUCUGCCAAAACAACUAGAACCAAGGAGAAUCUCUGGUUUGAUGUGAGAACCACUCCUUGCUUAGUAAUAAGAAGCCACCUCAGUUUCCUUCCAGAGAAGCCCAAGAAAGGCGGUCCUGUACACUGUCAGCAUUGUAACUACUUAUGUCCUCAGAAAGGGCAGUGCUACAGGGCAGGUUAGAAGCCUGAGGGCCAGCAAAAAGCAUACUAAAUACAAAGCCUUCUUUCUUAGGUAGCUUUUUCUUCGCUUACUUCUCUUCUCUCAACAAUUCAGGCUACCCUUGCUUACGCAGUACCAGAUAACAGAAUGCUGGGAUUAGAUGAUAUUACCAGAGGGAAAUGAGAAAAGAAAAACACACAAAGAAGUCCCAGGAUUGGCAGAGAUGAGGUGGGGUGGAAACAGGCAUGGCAGAGGUGGAUGGGGGCAUGAAAGAUGGCAGUAAACUCCAAUCUAAAAUACAAAGAUUGAUGUCAUUCAUGAAGAGAAAAAAGACCAAAAAAAAAAAAGGGGGACCAAAUACCCAAUGGGGAAAAAACAAGCUGUAACGUCUAGUCUGCAUAUAAAUACUCUGAGCUUAGAACGUCAUAAUGUAUUGUGCAAGAAAAAAAAAGAAAGAAAAAGAAAAAAAGAAUAACCUAGGCAGUUAAAGGACUUCCCAGAGAAAGUUACAAAGUACUCCAUUUCUAAAAGAGAAUGGAGGAAUGGAGUAAGCUACUCUUGUUCUGCUCCCACACCCAGGCUCUCCCACCUACCCAGGUUCCUGUCACUUGCCCUGGGCUUUUAAAGCAGUAAUUGAAGUGUGUCCUUUCUCUGGGCUCUAGUUAACCCCACGGCUUCUGAGCCAAUGUGGAUUUUGCUAUGCAUCCCCAAACAAUCCCACUGGGUCUGGUCUAACUGGGAAUAGCAAACUUGCCCCCAAACCUACUCUUGUGAAAUGAAGCAUGGGGAA